GGCUCAACCAGGUGGACUCGGCUUUCAACCGUUGAUGAGCUGAUUGUCCGGACACACACGGCAGUCUGUGUGCAGAUGUUCGGACAUAGAAGCUAUCUAUCUGAAGUGUGUUCGGAGUUCGCCGCCCAUCAAAUGCCCUCUAUGCCCACUUCUGUCCGCUGUCUGUGGCUAGCAUCAUAUUCUAGGACACAGUUGGGCGAGGCGUCCGGGUACCGAUGACAGCCAAUAUGCAAUGGUCGGGCAAGUGCGUGCGUAGCUUAUUGAUGUCUGUACCCGGAUUCGGUGACCACAUUCGAUCGGAAGACUUCCGUCUAUGCGCCCACCUUUCACGUCACUGACGCGUCGCAGGUUCAUCGGCUCAAUCACGCGCAACCGGCGGUUCGUCAAGUCGUACUCCGCCAUGUCCAUCGUCCUCUUCACCGCGUCGCUCGUCUCCUCGGGGCUCUUCCUCUGGACGCUCUACACGGAGAAGAACCUCACCACGGACUGCGUCGUGUCGAACGCGAACAACAACAUCACGAUCGACCAGUGCGACACGCACGUCAGCAAGGCGGGCAAGAUCAUCAUCACCGUGGUCCUCUCUGUCCUGAUACUCGUCCACCUCUGCGAGUCCCACUACCGAGCGCGUUUUGCGGGAAUAUGGGUCGCUGACACCGCUGCAGACAUCGUGGUCGUGAUUCGGCGGUACGUCGAGCAGCUGGAGGACGAGAGUGACCUCUGGCAGGGCCCGUACAAGCUCACGACGACGGACAUCAACCAGAGCCUGAUGCAGACGAAUGUGCCCUACCCGUACGCCGACGGGUUGCACUCGUACGGCAACGCAUAAGCGUGCCCUCUGCGUUUCUGUUCUGCCAUGCUCCGCCCAGGAGCGCGGCGGCCUCCCGCCCGCUACGGA
Messenger RNA from Rhodofomes roseus, 895 nucleotides. RefSeq lists its product as uncharacterized. The transcript has a single exon. NCBI's taxonomy places the organism in Eukaryota, Fungi, Basidiomycota, Agaricomycetes, Polyporales, Fomitopsidaceae. The coding region runs from base 314 to 826 and encodes 170 amino acids. The record is from RefSeq and is a predicted model, not a curated record.